Nylanderia fulva is the source of this 780-nucleotide messenger RNA. The record is from RefSeq and is a predicted model, not a curated record. NCBI's taxonomy places the organism in Eukaryota, Metazoa, Arthropoda, Insecta, Hymenoptera, Formicidae.
AUGACGACGGGUCACAUUUACGGAUGGGUUAGGGAUCACAGAGUACACCAUAAAUUUACUGACACUGAUGCAGAUCCAUAUAAUGCACGUAAAGGAUUCUUUUUUUCGCAUAUUGGUUGGAUUUUGGUUCAUAAACAUCCAGACGUCAUCAGCAAGGGUGCUAUGAUCGACUUGAGUGAUCUUAAACAAGAUUGCCUUGUGGUCUUUCAGAGAAAGUACGAUGGACAUAGUUUAUUCUGCAGGAGCAAAUUUAAUUUAAAAAAUAUAUGUAUAUAUUGUUUAUUUAACUUUAAUGGUUUUGUUUCUUUUAUUUAUACUUUUUUUAGAUGGUACCGAUAUUUGAUGUUAUUUUGCUGCUUUAUCAUACCGACAUUAAUACCUUGGUGGGUAUGGAGUGAGAAUCUGUGGUGUGCGUGGCAUCUUAACAUGACUAGAUGUGUCAUAAAUUUACACACAAUAUUAUCAAUAAAUUCCGCAGCUCACAUGUGGGGUGUGAAACCAUAUGAUAAAUCAAUUAGCCCCACCGAAAAUGCAGUUGUCUCUUUUAUAUCGUGUGGCGAAGGCUGGCACAAUUAUCAUCACGUUUUCCCUUGGGAUUACAAAGCGGCGGAACUUGGAAAUUAUAAGCUCAAUAUUGCUACAGCUUUUAUUGAUUUUUUUGCUUAUCUAGGUUUAGCUUAUGAUUUAAAAACUGCAUCUGCCAAAAUUGUGAAAAAACGUGCUCUUCGAAACAGCGAAAUAAAUUAAAAUAAAUAAAAAAUGUAUGUGUUACAUGUAAUU